Symbiodinium natans is the source of this 5118-nucleotide messenger RNA. The record is from the annotation of a GenBank genome assembly. Lineage: Eukaryota; Dinophyceae; Suessiales; Symbiodiniaceae.
AUGUCUUCCGAUCCAGUCAUACUGGAUGUCCUGGCAUCCAUCUGCAAGGAUGCUUUGCAACUGUUCGAGCGCAUAGUCAUCGUUUUUGAUGACAAGGAAGAACGCCGGGCAAACAUUUGUAUCUCCAAGCACUUCAUCUAUUUCGUAAACCGGGAGAUGAGCAAGUUGAUAGACGGUCGCGAAAGGAUUUCCUACUUGGACAUUCGUCGCGCAGUUGUGGACAGCUCCACAAAUCGCUACUUUCUGCUAGAGCUUCGGCCUUCACAGGGAUCCAGCUGGAGUGGCACGAGGAUCUUAGUGCAAAGCACCCAUCGCGAGCUUCUUCUGCAGAAGAUCGCUCAGUGUUGGCAGGCCGAAGUGAUGUACCGCCUGUUCGACGUUAGGAAGUUUGAGAUGGUUAAAGCUGCCUUGGGUGAACAGCUGGCAGCUGUCAAGAACAUGAUGGCCAAGCAAAGCGACUUGAUCAAGAUCGAACCCUUCCGGGGCUACGAAGACAGCUUCAGCUACCGCGGCUACGGCUUUUGGCUGCGGAAGGGUUUUGCGAGUGCGUCGGGACUCAAAGACGGAGUGUUCCAGAACGACGAGGGCUGGGAGGUGAGCUACAAAGCGCAGCCGGUCUCCGUGCCCCCUGGUGUGCGAGUCAUGGUUCACGUCGACAAUGAACAGUUGAUCAUGGACCUGGAGAAGUCUCGCGACGGCAUGGAGGACCUACGCACUGUGGCCAUGGAGUACCAGCGCAGUCUGACUGAGAACUUGGACCAGUUCUAUGUGGUUGUGUCCGGACAGUAUCUGAAGAAGAUGAACCGUACAGAUGACAUCGCGUCCUGGGAUGGCUGGGAGUUCUUCGUUCGCUCCAAGGAGACUCUUCCGACCUCUUCAAUCCAGAGCUUCGUAGAGCAAUCGGGUCGACGGUUAGAUGGUUCCCAGUCGCAUGAGACCAAGACAGCCAUGGGCGUCAAGAUGGUCAAGGCUGAGAGGGACUUUCGGCCCUUCCAUCAGCUCUCUGCAUGGGAUGCAGAACGCACAAAACAUCUUUGCCGCUCGAACGGGCAGGCGUGCUUCGUGGUGCAGAUCAGAAACGGGCAGGUGUUCAUCUCGGAGGAGCAGCCAGGCUUCCAGAGCCGAAACCGCCUCACCAUGGCCAUGCUUCACCGAGUUUCGGCCAAGUUCGGGCCACUUCCAGAUGCUGAAUUUGUCGUCGACACGUCGGAUGGCUACGCCCAGAUCGAAGCUCCAAUGUUUGUCAUCGCGAAGUUCCCUGAAUCUGCAGGUGGCAUCCUGUACCCAGACUUCUCCUCAUAUGCGUGGCCUGAGUCGGAGUGUCCCUCGGAACCUGCGGGCGCCCAUGUCUGGUCCCAAGUCCUGGCCAAGAUGACAGAGGUGCCACUGUGGUCUGAGAAGACCGACUCGCUGUUCUGGCGGGGUGCUGCAACCUCGACUUACAGGAAACAAGUGGUGCCGUUCCUGGCAUCUUUAGAGAAAGCCAACGUGUCGAUGAUGGAAUGGGUCAUUGGGCCAGAAGGACAGCGCCAGGUGGUCAGCAGUGGCAGUGCCAGCUGCGUCCCAAUCCACGAAUGGUGCCAGCACAGGUUCUUGGCCAACCUGCCUGGCAACACGAUGGCCUUGGCUUUAAAGUACCGACUGCUUUGCGGCUCUGUGGUGCUGUCCAGCCCAUUUCUAUACCACGAAUGGUACUACUCCCAGCUCAAGGAGGGUGAGCACUUCCUGUCCUUCGAUCUGCGGUGGUCGGGUGUGGAAGAUAUCUUGCAAGAUUUGCGAAGCUCUUCAAGCGCUGUCGCGGAGGUGGUCUCGGCACGUUCCAGGCACUGGGCACAAGUCCACCUCACAGAUGAUGGGUUUGACUGCUACUGGCUGCAGCUCAUCCACCUUGCCAGUCAGCACUUCCCACGCCCGCAGCAGACAUCACAGGCGCUUCCUGUGGAAAGCGUGAUGCUUGGAAUGAGCCCCGUGCUUAGUGACUUAGUCUUGUGCCAGCAAGAAGCGCAAGCGCCACAAAACAGCCUGGAGCACCCUCUGCCAACAAGGUCCAAGGCUGCUUGCCAGCGUGGACGUCCUCAUAGUGAUUCCGUCUCGAGCUAUCGAUUCGCAACUGAUGGAUCAUGCAAGGAGAUGGCGCUCAAGCAAGUUAAGAGUGAGGGGGGCCGGGCUGGUGAGACCACGCCGGGCCGGUGCAUUGACGAGCCACGACCUGAAGCGCGCGCUCCGUGGCAAAAGUAUUGGCAGAGAGAUCUGCAGUUGAUAGGAGCACUUGGCUUCGCACCGGCGCAGCACACCACAGCGUGCGGCCCUCAGGCAGUGAGCCAUCGACAUUUCUUCGUCAUUGCCAGCACAGAUCCGGACAUUGAAUUGCUAUGGGACAGCGCCAUGUCAUCCGAUCGUGAAGACGAUUUGCUGGUGGUGGAAUGCCAGCAUGGCUACAGGCAGCUGCUGCAGAAAAUGAUUGUGGCAUAUCGGACGUUGCUAGAGCGCUUCGUUGUGAAGUUCUUCAUACGCGCUGAUGUCGAUUCGAUGCUACCUUUGCAUUUUAUGCUGCCGCUGCUACAACAUGCUGCUGAUGGAAAUUGUAUCGUACUAUUGUCAGACCGCAGCAAUUGUGGAGCUGACAGGGCAAGGUGGAAGAUGCCAGCAAUCGGCCGCUUGCAAUGCCAAGUUCAGUGUGCCAUGGACCGUGGUUGCCACUACUUCCAUGUCAGUCCAGAUGGGGAUUGUGCCACCUUCAGUCAAUGCACACUGGCGAUGGCAAGUGGAGAGGUCUUCGAGUAUGGUCUGCACGGCAACUCGCAGCCAUGUGAAGGACUCCAUGGUUCACAGAACGUGACCUGCAUAUGGGAAGAGGCCGUGAAAGCCUGUGUGGCUGACAAGUGCACCGAUUGUGGCGAGCACGAGUGUCAACUUUGCCAGCAAGAGUCGGUGAAAGUGUCUCACUGUUGCACGGCCAACUCACAUCCAGACUCGGAGCCGCCUCAAAUGUGCAAAGAGGCCAUGUUGGCGGAAGAAAUCAAGGCUUGCAUAGGUGUGCAGUGUGCAGGAUGCGCCGGGCAGGAGUGUGCAGCAUGUGAGCAUCGGCCCAGCGUAGUUUCGUCGUGCUGCGAUGGUGAUUUCCACUCGGCAUUGGCGCCACCCCAAUGCCGCAACACAACUUCGACUAGCCCAUGUGCCCGGCUUGUGGGGCAAGAGGCCUUGACUUGUGCCUGGGCAGAGGAUGUGCGAACGUGCAUUGAAGCUGGGUGCAGUUCAUGCGCAGGAGAUUGCCCAAAUUGCAGAGACGACAGCUUCAGAAUCUCAGCGUGCUGCGACCAGCACUUCCACCCGGCGGCUGCUCCGCCUAUAUGCGCGCAGGCGAUUCUGACAGAGGAUGUGAAGAGGUGCGUCGCGGCGAGGUUCUGGCAGGCUUUGCUUUUGAGCCGGACUUCUGGUGCCUUCAACUUGAUGACUGUACAGUGCCUUCCCGAAGAAGGAAAGGUCCUGACCAACGACACUCACAAUCCGCAGUGGAACAAUCUUCACUACAGCCACGACUUGGGUUUGGGAGUGUAUCCCCCCUACCCAGAGGCUUCAGGAUAUGCUAUUUCGUCUGAUAUUGCAGCCUUCUUGGCUAGUGUGGGAAGUGGUGCACUCUCUGAAUUGCACUGGAAUGCCUGGGCCAUCGAGGACAGUGCAAUGGGAACUAUUUUGGCAGGCCUGAAGUUUGACAUGCUACAGCUGCCUACAGAAAUACGCGAGCAUAUUCGGGACAUCGCAGUUGUUGUCCGAUGUCCGGCUCAGAGCAUGACAAACGAUACGUGUGAGGUGAUCUUGGACGAGUGUCACAUCAUUGCCGAUUCCAUCUCUUCCGUAUAUGAGAACGUGGGCAUCUACAAGAGACCGUUGCAGGCGAGGUUGAACACCCUCCACUUCACUGAAGAUGGCUAUCGUUGGGCAGAGGGGCAGCUGGGCAUGGUGCCGGUCCACCGCCGCGCAGCGCUGAAGUUCCUGCGGUCUGUCGUCAAAAUCCUGCUGAGUGAAGGUGCUCUCUGGGAUGAGUCGAUUGAGCAUGACGAGAUCUUCAAAGACGUGCCGGACAUGGGCGAUCCCUGCAGCGUGCCGCAGGAACCCAUCUCCGAAGCUGAGUCUCUGUUGCAGACCAGCAAGGAUCGCAACGAGCGCCGCAACGCCUGGGCUGCUCGCAUCGCACGCUACUUCGCAUACUGCUUGGACGGCGGCAUCAUGGGUGAGCGCUUCACGUUUCCACUUCUUAUCCAGUCUCUGGGACGAGUGUCUUCUGAUGUCGACCGGCAGAUGAAGGAAGUAAUUGACUUCCUCCUGCAUGUGAACAAGCGGGAUGCCGGCGGUUUGAAGGGCUGGAAGUCGAAUCUCUUCCUUGAGAAGAAGCCGGUCAGUAUCAUUGCGAUGACGAAGGAGUCGGAGGCCUUCGCUGAAUAUUUCUUCAACGACAUCAUCAUGCGGCAUCUCCUUUCGGAGAACUAUGUUGAGAGCGAGUUGAAGAAGCGGCCACCUGGUGCUGGCGUUGACUAUGCCGAGUUGCUUGCACAGCUCCUCACUGAUGAAAGCGUGGGCUUGGGCCUUCGAACCAUGGUCUGUCGUCAUGUUCUGGGCAUGCUAGGUGGUUCGCAUGACCGAGAGGACAACAAGUUUGAGAAGACGGUCAAGCAGCUGGUUCCUGCUCUGGUCAAGGUCAUGGUCGGAUCCAACCACAUCUUGAUGUCCUAUGCCACUGCAUCCUUGGUAAACCUCUCCUGUGGUCGGCAGAACAUGAAGCAGCUCCUGGUGUCACAGGGCGUGAUUAAGAUGUGUGUGAAGCAGCUGAAGAUAAAACACGAUGAGCUCACGUUGUACACUCUCUUCCUCUUGGUCAACCUCACCAAAACGCCUCACCACAGAUACAUCGUGGUGCGAGAGGGUGGCGUACCGCUGCUGGUGGACAUCUUGACAUCUUCCUACCAGAAUCUUCGAAAGCAACGCAUUCUCGCGGAGGUGGCCAGCGUUGUGGGACAGCUUUGCAAUGAUCCUGAGACUCGCCAGUGGCUGAACAGCUGUCGGCUGUUGGUUUCACCACAUACGCGCAGGACUGUCAUGAGUAUGGCCGAGGUAGCUUGA